Pocillopora meandrina is the source of this 4200-nucleotide messenger RNA. The record is from the annotation of a GenBank genome assembly. Lineage: Eukaryota; Metazoa; Cnidaria; Anthozoa; Scleractinia; Pocilloporidae.
AUGGCCGUUAACUUCACGUCCGACACAAAGCGAUUAAUCUGCCUGGCGAUUUUAUUAGGAAUCUAUCUUCUCUCCGGUGCUGUGGUCUUUCAAGUAUUAGAGAACGAAAAUGACAAACUGGAGAUACAAGAAUUAAAUUCUAUGAAGAAGUUUUUCCUUGAGAAGCAUAACAUGACACCAGAUGAUUUCGACUUUUUGGUGGAGAAGGUUGAAAAUGCCGUGAAACACCGUUGUGGCGGCGACCCUGACCAGUGGUGUACGUCCCGAUGGACAUACUACGCUUCAUUGUAUUUUACAUGGAGUGUUGUCACGACUGUCGGUAAGGUCUUUUUGCCUUUUAUAAUUUUCGCUCAAAAACUUGACCUUUAAAAUUAUAAUACAAUAUUUAAUUUUAAGACGUUUGGAGAGCAUUAACUCUCUUUAUAUUGUUGUUGUUGUUGACUCCUAAAUUUAACAGCCAUAAUUUUUUAUAGACCAGUCAUUAUUCAAAAAGAGGGAGGGGGGGUAAAUAGACGAUUGACUGCCGAUUACCAGCAAUGAGGGAGAGGGGAUCAUAAAUAUACUAAAGCACCUUAGGGGGUAUCAGGUAAAUUUUAUUUUGUCACAACCAAAGUUCACCACACAUCCCCCCCACCCACCCCCCAGCCUCCCAAGCGACCAGUCCCGUGGCUCACGUUCCUUUUUUUUAUACUCCUAUGGAGAUAAAUUCAACAGCUAUUAUUGAUUCAUAAAAUUUCUAUAUUUUCAUGGUCUGUUUGAAUUUCAUUAUAAAGUAUAAAUUUUUCGUUUUAAGUUCUCGUUGCUUAUCUUUGAUUUAAAGGUUAGCUGGAAGAGCAUGAUCUGUUUUUUUGUUUUUCCUCCGCUUAUGUGUUUCUUCUGUGAUUUCACCACAACUGAACCCCUGUUAGCGUCCUCUCUUUGGAAAAUUGUCGGGAAGGCAGUUAAAGAAAUGAAAAAGGGGAUACUUUUCUAAAGAAACUGUGGUGAUGCGUUGGUGGGAGAGUAUAAAACGAUAAUUAGGUUCUAUUAACUGAGUUGAUAACGUAAAUUGGCCAUCGUGAAGAGUUUCUUCGCUAGCAUAUCGAGCAUUAGCCCCUCUUUAGAACGAAUAGAGGAAUUGUGGGUUGAUGUGUAUUUAUUUUCAACCUUUUAAGCUAAUGAAAACCCGGCUUGCUUUUUAAGCAAGAGCGUAGAUCAUCUUAAGCGUAAGGUAUGCAUAUUACUUAAGAAACAAUUUUUGUUGAGACUACGGCCAAUUUCUUUAAAACAAAGGUUGCUAAAAUUAACCUCAAGUUCUAACCUGACCCAUUUCCUUUCUCUUACUAUUCAACAGGCUAUGGUCACUUAGCUCCCAGUACAGUUGGCGGUCGUGUUUUCUGUAUGGUUUUUGCUUUAUUUGGAAUUCCUUUAAAUCUAAUGGUGUUACGUCACAUUGGAGACCGCGUCAAUCAACUGAUAAGUUAUAUUCACUUCUUAGUAGAAACAAAACUGCUCAACCGGGAAUCACAACCAGUUGUCACAAAAACUCUUAUGUGGACGCUGCUAGCUCUCCUGAUGAUGCUUUUUGUUGGAGCGUUUCUUUAUCUGCAGGAAGAACAAUGGAACUUUCUAGAAGGAGUGUAUUUCUGCUUCAUCACGUUCUCGACUAUCGGAUUUGGGGAUCUGGUGCCUAAUGGAGGUAAGGAGGAGCUCAGAAUAAAUAGGCUUAAAAAAUUGGAAAGUUGUCCUCAAAUGCGUUAAAUACAGAAUAAUAAGUGGGCGUGCUUAGGUAUGGAAAUUUCUCUUCGAGUGUUCAACUCAAUAUCUACUAGCAGCCAUAUAUUAUUUUUUUCUAUAACAUAGCGCGCGUGCUCGCCCUAUAUGAGUCCUAUUGAGCAGCUGUGAACAAAAUCUUUAUUUACGCACGCCCGUGCGUGAAUAAGAUGCCGUGAGCACUUUUUUUUUUAACCUGGCUUUAGAGUUUCCGUCUUGUUAAGCUGCAGUUUACCUGCUUUUCUAAAUAUGGAAGAAACCAGCGAAGAACUGCCCAAUUUUUCUAUUGGAAUUGACCUUUUGGUUCUGAUCUAACAGGCAACAAAAAUAAAGCCGAAAAAAACUCGGGUCUUUAAUUUUUAAAACAUUUUUUAGUGACACUUGAGUUCAUUUGCCUCUGAUUUUCUCCAUUUUCUACUACAAUUUUGAGCUUUUUCAUUCACAGUUAUUGGUUAACUGGAUCAAAUGCUCUCGCUCAAAUCAAACUGUAAAAUGUGGCGUGUUCUUGACCAGCAAAUAGGGACGUUUGUUUACUCUUUUUGCGCGUUGUGAGAAUUUUGCUCUCUUUCACAAUAAAAGGUUUCUUCGCGCAAAUCUUUGCUGUCGCUCUGUUAUGAAAGAAUUUGCUCAUGCUUUUAGCUGUACGUAUAUCGAGUUAUGGAUGCACUUGGGAAGUUUGGAAAGCACUCAAAAAGCUAAAGUUGCUCUCGGCUGCGCCUCGAGCUACUCUUACGCAUUUUCCGUGCCCUCCAAACCUUCCGCAUGCAUCCAUAACUCGAUAUACGCACGCUAAGCAUAAACAUAUUCUUAAAUUAUGUAAACAAGAUAGCCCUUUACUGACAAGAGAAGUCGGCUCUAUUGACCCUUUAACUUCCAGAAGUGAUUGAGAGGUAACUUUUCCCUACAACAUCCUUACACUAUCUAGCAAAUAGGUAAUGAGGAUACUUAAACUUAUCACGUAGAAGUUUUUUUUCUUAAUCCAACACCAAAUUCUCCGAACUAAUUUGGAAGGAAAUGUCUAACAGCUAGAAGGGAAAAUUAACAAUCAGAUCUUGGACGUAAAAGGGUCAAUAUGUAAGAAAAAUAGGAUUCGCAAUAACAGAAGAAAUAUGCUUUCAAUCACUACAAAUACAAACAAUAGGCGUACCUUUCAAUUUCCAAAUUCCCAAUUACUGACCUUUUCCUAACUAAAAGAAAAAAUCUUUUCAGGUGCACGGCCAAAAUUGACCUGUGGUAAAUCUUCUAGCUGUCGUUUUUCAUUCUCAGCCGCGAGAGUACGUAACCUUCGGUUUUUUCUUUUAUAUUUUGGUUUCCCUCCCCUUAAAGAAAAUUGUUUGUGAGUGAUACGAAUUUUCCAGUGUUUUAGCAUCAAUAAUCAUAGAAAACUUGGAUUGAGGUUGAUGAAGGCUUUGCCAUUCAUUAACAUGACAGAGUAGCGCGAAAGGCAGGUGACGUGUCAACAGCUGAUUGGCGAUAUCUAACAUACGAUUAAAAAAAAUCGCAUUUUUUCAAGUAUGUUGUUCCGGCUUUUCUCAAGGCUGAAAAUCCUUGUACAACACUGCAGUUUAUGUGAUAAGUGAGUAUAAAUUUUCACUAUGAACGCGGUCAUUUUGAAUCUCGCAGCCGCAAUAACAAGAAAAGCUUUGUGCAUACUUUGAAAUUGUCGGUUUAAUAAUCGUAUAGUUUCUAGAGUAUACUUUUCCUAGAACUAUAUGUUGAUGUAAAGGAAAAGAACUUUACAAUCCCCUGACCUUUUAAAGCGACUUACAUCCCAAGUAAAGAUGACUUGAAAUAUUUUCCUGAAACUUUCUUAACAAUAUGGGUCCAACUUAUUCGAUCUUGAUUGUGUACAUUCAAAACCUUCGACGUGUUCCUCAGCAGAGAACAUGUCCGUCCUUCCAAAAUAGCGCAGGAAUGUUUUUCAAGAUUUUAAAUCGAAUGGGUAGCUCUUUUCUCGCUGAAUUUGGAUUGAAUAAGCUUGGUGUAAAUUGUGCUUGAACUACGUCGGAAAAAUACAUCUUCAGUCCUUCAAAAUAUAUGUGCGUGCCUCAGUAUGCAUGUCAAUUCCAUUCACGAUUGAAAAAAACUACCAGUACUAAUCUGACUAAUAUAUUUUUCUCUUUAGGACAAGCUCCCUCUGAUGUUGGAAGCAUUAUCAUGGAACUGCUGCGUGCAACAGUGGUGCUUUUAGGAGUAUCUAUGUUUUUCUCCAUUAUUACGUCUGUGUUAACCGCUUCUGAAGAACUUCGUGUCAAUUUUCCUGCAGGCAAACAUUUGGACGAUUUAGGAAAAAAAUCUGAAAAGUCACUAGAAAGCGGGGAGAUUGAGGUACAGGAAAAAUUGAAAGACCAGGAAGGAAAAAGGAUCAUGAACGAUGUCGCGAGCGGAAAUAUUAAUGCCGUAAAUGAUAAAAAUAGCACAACAACGGGUGCUUCUUUGGCAAAAUAA